AAAGGGUGUGCAGGGCUGAAGGAGUCGGGCUUAUACGUACGCACAGUUAAGGGUGUAACUUCGGAUGUCGGUAUAGAUUAAGAAAAGUUUCUCGUUAUAUACGAUAUCGAACUGCAAGGGGCGAAUUGUGAGCUGCAAGGGACGAAUAAGGAAUCUAUAACACUGAAUACUUUUUACAACCAAAACCAACAUGGAGGACGAGCAUACCAUUGUCACCUAUCGGCACUCCAGUACCUCACCCUCGAGGAACAGGGCAGACCACAUGAUGUCGGAAUUAGACCUGUUCAGGGCUGUUUCACAAGAGGGAAAUGACCUCCGGAGGGACAUGAAUAUUGGCCAGGGACGACUGGAAGCCACGUUGACGCAUAUGAAGAAUGACCUUAAAAGUCUUGUUGAAGAUGUCCAAGCAAAAGUUCAGAGAAACCAAAUGGAAAUAAGAAGCAUGGAACAAAUGAAGAAUGACCUUAAAAAGUUUACUGAAGAUGUCCAAGCAAAAGUUCAGAGAAACCAAAUGGAAAUAAGAAGCAUGGAACAAAAAUUGGAAAAAAUAUCGAAGCAGAGAGCAGAAAAGGACCAAAAGAUAAAGGCUCAUGGGUUGGCACAUAUCCUUACGGCUCAGGAUCUGAGAUCACCAUGGGUUUGGUGGCUGGUCUACAGAGGGCUUGUUUACGCUACAAACCGACACCAGGACGGGUUCUCAUACGCUAAACUAUCGCUAAGCUGGAACAUUAGACCCUUUCUGUCUUGCAGACAGGACGAAGAGCCGACUUCCUCUGCCUACGCUAUAAAGCGCACGGACGUCACGGGGCCAUAUCCCAAGGUGGUGUUCCUGGACGUGGGUGGUCUGGUAUUCACUACUAGGUUUCACAUACGCAUACGAUGCAACAGCAAGCACGCUCUACAUUUCGCCUCCCUGUGCACUGGCGAGCUCGGCUAUAACUUCAAAGAUGCUGAGGUUAUCUGGACUGACGGAGUGGUAUCCUUCGACGGGUUCAGUUUUACUAGGAUCCCUGACAAUUUUCUGAAUGCUGUCGUCACAGGUAAAUUGUCGAUUAGCGAGGUCGUGGCAGAUCCCUACACUAAGGGAAUUGUCGUGGCCCACUGCGACGAAAAAGACAACCUGCGCAGUUUCUCGCUGAGAGUGAAUGGCCACCGCAACACACUUAAGGGUGGUACAGACUACAUUAUUGGCUCUGUAAAGAAAAGGGAGAAUGAAUGGUUGGGGAAUAUUCAAAAGCAUUUUUUCAGCAGCCUGAGUAUAGUCGACUGUGGGACGGUGCUGAAUCGCCCGAUUGACAAGUCUGUAAUGUAUAUUUUCUUCAUGUGCGCUGGUAUUGUCAUGCUCAUUUCAUUAUUUCUAGGACUACAGGGAAGAGCUUGAUAUGAUUACUAAGAUCCUUCUAUUUGAGGGAGAUUGACGACAUCUCAGGCAUCAGAAUUACCUAGUUUCAAGGGCAUUCUCUCUCACUCUCUCUCUCUCUCUCUCUUGCUCUCUCUCACUCUCUCUCUCUCUCUCUCUUGCUCUCUCUCUCUCUCUCUCUCUCUCUCUUGCUCUCUC
Penaeus vannamei (Pacific white shrimp) is the source of this 1558-nucleotide messenger RNA. RefSeq lists its product as uncharacterized. The record is from RefSeq and is a predicted model, not a curated record. Lineage: Eukaryota; Metazoa; Arthropoda; Malacostraca; Decapoda; Penaeidae.